This is a messenger RNA of Striga asiatica, 1842 nucleotides long. Lineage: Eukaryota; Viridiplantae; Streptophyta; Magnoliopsida; Lamiales; Orobanchaceae. The record is from the annotation of a GenBank genome assembly.
AAAAAAUACGUGUUCAAUGAAUCUCAAAGAAUAAAACAAAAUUAAUUUUAAUUAAAUAAAAACCGUGUGUACUGUCUCUGUAUUUGAAUCUGUAUUCUGUAACUUUCGACGUUUCGUCUCCUCUGUUUCGGGCAGUCUCUUCUCCACUAGGAGAAACAUUUACUUUGGACAUAUCUGCUAAAGUUGCAAUCUUUUUGCUGCAAAUUGGAUCUGGGGACUGGUUAAUUCCAGUUAGGGGUUUGGAAUCGCGUUGAGGAAAAACCCCUGUUGAGCAUUUGGGCUGUCGUUUGACUGAAUUCCAGUUCCAAGGUGAAAAUGAUUGCGAGAAAAAGCAUGGGGCGUGCUUCGCCCUUUCUGUUGGUGUUGCUGGCUUUCGGCUUCUUCAUUGCAACUUAUAAUCUGUUAACUUUGGUGAUGCACAAGACCAGUAGAAAUGUAACUGGGGUGUUAAAUGAUCCAGUUAUUAGGAGGCCCGAAGUGUCGGGUGAGGUAGGUGGACCGAAGUUCCAUGUGGCAUUAACGGCCACAGAUGCUCCUUACAGCAAAUGGCAAUGCCGGAUUAUGUAUUAUUGGUACAAGAAAAUGCGGGAUGCACCAGGUUCAGAUAUGGGAGGUUUUACUCGGAUUUUGCAUUCGGGAAAUUCUGAUAAUUUGAUGGACGAAAUCCCAACUGUCAUUGUGGAUCCUCUUCCAGACGGUCUUGAUCGGGGUUACAUUGUUUUAAACAGACCUUGGGCUUUCGUGCAGUGGCUGGACAAAGCCACCAUCGAGGAAGAAUACAUUCUAAUGGCGGAACCUGAUCAUAUAUUCGUUAACCCGUUGCCAAAUUUGGCUGGUGAAGAUCACCCGGCCGCAUACCCCUUUUUCUAUAUAAAACCGGCUGAGCAUGAGAAAAUUGUGAGAAAAUAUUAUCCUGAAGAAAAAGGCCCGGUGACAAAUGUCGAUCCAAUUGGCAAUUCUCCAGUAAUUAUCAAGAAGUCGAUUUUGGAGAAAAUUGCACCCACAUGGAUGAACGUCUCCUUGCAGAUGAAAGAUGAUCCCGAGACUGAUAAGGCUUUUGGUUGGGUCCUAGAAAUGUAUGGUUAUGCAGUUGCCUCUGCUUUGCAUGGAGUGCAACAUAUUCUUCGUGCGGACUUCAUGCUACAGCCACCAUUUGAUUCAGAAGUUGGGAAGAAGUUCAUCAUCCAUUAUACAUAUGGUUGUGACUACAACAUGAAGGGGGAACUAACCUACGGCAAAAUUGGAGAAUGGAGAUUUGACAAGAGAUCGCACCUUCGUGGUCCGCCUCCUAAAAAUAUUUCACUACCUCCUCCAGGUGUCCCUGAAAGUGUGGUAAGGCUUGUGAAAGCUGUGAACGAGGCAAGUGCACAUCUUCCAAACUGGGAGACAACAUAGGUGAUAUUGGCUCUGAGUUUAUUAUGCUCCAUCUUUGAUCAUUUUUGUGAAUUCGAGGAUCUAUUUUACAACAAAACACUUACUCUGGAAUGGUAAAAAUAUACGAAAAUGUGAAGUACAUGGGGAAAAGAUACACAAUAGAAGAAGAUAUGGGUUUUUCUUUCUGUCAUAGGUUGAUCCUUUUUCUGGGCCCCACUCAUGCUGAUAUGUUCCUAUAUCCAUACGUUUUUGUACUCUCACUUGCUUCGAAAACUUGGAAACUCAACUCAUGCACAGCUAUUGUAACAUUACACAGCUGAUUUCCAUAUUUGAGGUGUUGCUUUUAGGGUUAUAUGUGCUGAGAGCCACACAUUCUCCCUGUACAAUUUAUUUCCUUUGUUUUAAUCCUUUGCAUGGUUUGAAAUAAAAAUUGUGUGGAUUCAGAUAAUUCUGCUGCUAUUUUUGUUU